Messenger RNA from Cavenderia fasciculata, 3282 nucleotides. It is a transcript of the gene smc5, whose product is annotated as structural maintenance of chromosome protein. Bases 1 to 3282 code for a protein of 1093 amino acids. Gene Ontology annotation, molecular function: ATP hydrolysis activity; ATP binding. Lineage: Eukaryota; Evosea; Eumycetozoa; Acytosteliales; Cavenderiaceae. Gene Ontology annotation, biological process: double-strand break repair via homologous recombination. The record is from RefSeq and is a predicted model, not a curated record. The transcript is spliced from 7 exons. Gene Ontology annotation, cellular component: Smc5-Smc6 complex.
AUGAGCGAGAGAGGAAGGAAAAGGGUCAUCGAAGAGGAUGAAGAUGAAGAAGAAGUAAAGGCAACUCAAACUCAACAACCACAACACCAACAUAAUAUAACACAACCAUCUCAACAACUACACCUACAAUCACAAUCAACACAACAAUCAGCAUCACAGAAAGCAAGCAUUAAAGAUUAUGUAGAAGGCAGUAUAGUUAGAGUCAAACUCAUCAACUUUGUGACCUACUCAGAGAUUGAGUUUACUCCGGGACCUCGACUCAAUGUGAUUAUCGGUCCCAACGGAUCGGGAAAGAGUAGUAUAGUGUGUGCGCUUGCACUUGGGUUGGGUGGAGGCACCCAUUUGCUCGGCCGUGCCAAACAGGCCAAAGACUUUAUCAAGAAUGGAGAAAAGCAUGCAAUCAUCGAGAUUGAGUUGUUUGUCAAGGGUGGCACCAACGCAAUCGUGCGUCGUGACAUUUACGACGACAACUCUACCACAUUCAGACUCAAUGGCAAGAAGUUGUCUGCGACAGAGCUGCAACGCGAGGUUAUGAAGUUUCAAAUCCAAAUUGACAACCUGUGUCAGUUCUUGCCACAGGACAAAGUCGUCAGCUUUGCGCAAAUGUCAAAGACCGAGUUGUUGGUCGAGACAGAAAAGGCGAUCGGUCUAUUCGACAUGUACGAGAACCACAUGAAGCUGAUCGAGUUUAAAAAGGAGCUGCAGAACCUCAACAACACCUUUCAAGGCCAACAAAACAUUCUAGACGAUCUCAUAAAGAUGAAUGCUUCGAUUGAAAAGGAAGUAGUCAGAUUUCAAGAGCGAAACAGGUUGCUCAAGAAUGUAGAUGAUCUCAACAAAAAAAAGGCGUGGCUCGAGUUUGAAGCAAAGAGAAAGAUUGUCGAUGACUUGAGAAUAAAAAAACAACAAGUCGAAGCAGAUAUGAAACGUUUGGAUACAGAGAAGGCACCUUUGGAACAAAUGGCAAAGUCACUUUUAGAUUCAAUCAACAAUAUUGGACACAACUUGGAAAAGAAAAUUGCAACCGCUCGUCAAGAAGAAACAAAAGUGAAACCAAUCAAUGCAAAAAUAGAGAAAAUGUCGGAAAACAUUGAACGUAGUAAUACUGAUUUGGAUAAUCUUCAAAAGAGAGCUGAAGAAAGAAAGGCUGAAAUUCAAAGGAGUACCAAUGAACUUCAACGUAUUGAAGCUUCUUUACAACAAUUAGCUUCUGAAGAAGAAGUUAAAGAAAAAAUGCAAUUAAAAAAUGUAGAAAUUAAAGAAUUAAAUGAAAAAUUGGGAUCAAUACAAUUUGAAAAGAAUACAUGUAGACAAAAGAGAGAUUCAUUACAAAGAGAAAAAUCAGAUACUGAACAAGAAAUUGCCAAAUUAAAUAAUGUAACACAGAGAAAGUUGGAGGCACUCAAACGUAUAUCACCUCAAUGUUACAAGACCUAUGAAUAUAUUCAACGUAAUUCAAAUCAAUUCCAACACAAGGUAUUUGGUCCUGUUUGUGUAGAACUCAGUGCACACAGUGACCACUAUGCAAAGUUUCUAGAAAAUACCAUCCCAGGUUUCAUGUUGCUUGCUUUUAUUUGUCAAUCCUCUCAAGAUAAAGAUACCCUCUAUAAUUAUACUCGUUCAAAUAAUCUUAGUGGUAUUACUUCAAUUUAUUUAACUAAAGCUCCUGAUUUUAGAAGAGAUUUUCGUAUAGAAGAUUUAAAAGAAUAUGGAUUUGAAUGCUUUUUAGAUCAAACAUUUGAUUGUCCAACUCAAGUUAGAGAUGCUCUUAUAGAAAAUACUCCAUCAAUGGUUAAUUAUCCAUGUGGAACAAACAAAACAAUGCAAUUUGAAGAAGUAAUUUUCCAAAAUACACAUUUAAAUUUAUAUUUUACACCAGAAAAGAAAUAUGCUAGAACCAAAUCUAGAUAUGAUUCAACAGUCAAUAAUAUCAAUAUUUCAGCUCUAAAGGGAAGUAAAGUUUUAUCUUCAUCCGAUGUCGGUAUUGAUGAUAAAAUCAGAGGUUUGCAAGCAAAGGUUGCCCAAAUUGAUGAACAAUUGAGUAAAAUUAUUCAAACUUACCAAUCAUUGGAUGCUAAAGAUAAGGAAAUCAACAAUGACAUUAAAAAAUUACAAGAAGAAAGAACACAAAUCGGUAAAGCAAUUGAUGAAAGAAAAAAAUUAUAUUCAAGAAUGACAAAUACAUCUAGACAAAUUGAAGAACUUAAAAGAGAAGAAAAUACAGAAGAGGAAAAGGCAAAGAUCAAUAGGCAAAUCAAAGAGUUGCAUACCGCCAAGGUUAAAUGUCUUAAUGAAGUCAAUGCAAUCAUCUUUAAUAUAGCGCGUCAUUCUGUAGAUAUUGAUUCCUUUACACUAGAGAAAUCAAAGUUGGAAUCUAGAAGACAAACAGAAUUUAGAAAAUUGGAAGAACUCACCAAUUCACUUAGAGAGUUGAAAAGAACACUGGACGCAGUCACUGCUGAUCAUACAGAGGCUACUAGAAUUGCAAGACAGAAAAAAGAAGAAGCUGAAAAAUUGGCUUCACUUCGUGAUGAAGAAACUCAAAUACUUUUAGAAAAUUUACCAAAUGAUAUUGAUGAAAUUGAAGGAUUAAUUCAUGAAACUUAUUCAAAGAUUGAAUUAAUUGGUCAAACCAAUUCAACAGUCAUCCAAGAAUAUGAAAAAAGAAAAGCAGACAUUGAAAUGCAUCGUAAUAGAAUUGGCAACCAAAAGGAUAAACUAUCGUACAUUACAACCAACAUGGAAAAGACAAAACGAGAAUGGCUCGAACCAGUCAACGAAUUUAUUACGGAAAUUAAUCUAAGAUUUACCAAAUACUUUGAAAAUAUUGGUUGCCAAGGUGAAAUCAUUUUGGCUUUUGAUGAAAAGGAUCCAGAAGAUUUUGAAAGAUAUGCUAUUGAAAUUAGAGUUAAAUUUAGAGAAGAAGAACAAUUAAAAGCAUUAAAUGCUCAUCAACAAUCUGGUGGUGAAAGAUCAGUUUCAACAAUGUUAUUCUUAAUUUCAUUACAAGAUCUUACUAGUUGUCCAUUUAGAGUGGUGGAUGAAAUUAAUCAAGGUAUGGAUCCAAAGAAUGAAAGAAUGAUUUUCGAUCAAAUUGUAAAGACUGCAAACCGUCCAGGUCUGCCACAAUACUUCCUCAUUACACCAAAGCUUUUACACGACCUCGAAUAUUCACAACAUACCACUGUUUUAUGCGUUUUCACUGGGCCAUGGCACAUGACCCAAAGAGAUUGGGAAUCUUCUUUUUCAAAUACUAUUAAAAGUCGUGAAUUAUCAAAUUAA